Molecule: messenger RNA, 1330 nt
Organism: Penaeus indicus
Lineage: Eukaryota; Metazoa; Arthropoda; Malacostraca; Decapoda; Penaeidae
Gene: Ref1
Product: THO complex subunit 4-like
Exons: 5
Coding region: 92-910 (272 amino acids)
Biological process (GO): mRNA export from nucleus
Cellular component (GO): nucleus
Molecular function (GO): mRNA binding
Source: RefSeq, a predicted model, not a curated record
GGUGCAUUGUGGGCGCCGGGCGAGGACGCAGAGGGACGCCAUCGCCAUUAGAGUGUUGCUGGACGCGUAGGACGGUGGACAAACCCUCAAAAUGACAGCCAAGGUGGAUAUGAGUUUGGAAGACAUCAUUAAGGCAAACAAGAUCAAGCCCGGGAAUCGGAGAGGAGGAACCCGAGGUGCUCGAGGAGGCCGAGGGCGCGGCGGAGGCCUGCGUCGAGGAGGAGCUGCAGGAGGCGGCGGAGGAGGAGGAGGGGGAGGAGGACAGACCCGCGGGCGAGCGAGCGGCGGGCGGCCCUUCGUGGGCAGCAGGGCAGGAUUCGCACAAAGGGGCAAUGUUGAGGGUCGCUGGAACCAUGACAUGUAUCAGGGUGGUGGAGGAGGAGGAGGAGGUGGUGGUCGCAUUCAGCAGUCAGGCCCUGCCAAGCUGUUGAUCUCAAAUUUAGACUUUGGUGUGUCUGAUUCAGAUAUCCAUGAAUUGUUUACAGAAUUUGGAACUAUAAGAAGUGCAGCAGUUCACUAUGAUCGCUCUGGAAGAUCUCUUGGAACAGCUCAUGUAUCAUUUGAACGACAUGCUGAUGCCAUCAAAGCCCUUAAACAGUACAAUGGAGUACAGCUUGAUGGUAGACCGAUGAAUAUCACCAUGGACGGUGGUGCCAGUGCUGUGAGGAACACAGCACCUGUCAAGAGACUUGCACAAGGACCUAGACCCAUUAGUGGGGCCAGUUAUGGUGGUCGGGGGGGCCGUGGUAUUCGCGGCAGCAACCGAAGAGGGAACACCAGAGGAAGUACUCGUGGUGGAGGCCGAGGCAGAGGAGGCAUGGGUGGGCGGGGGGGCAGGAACCAGGUUGUGCCCACCGCUGAAGAAUUGGAUGCCGAGCUUGACGCCUAUGUCAACCAGGUCAACAAGUGAGAUGUUAGUGUGUAGCAGCGUGUCUGGGAGCAGCAGCGCCGUGAUUGACAGUUUGUGGACUUGUGCGAGCAAGAAAAUAUAGUCUGUGCACUGUGUGUCUGCAUCAAAUAUUUUAUAAUUGUCCUAUAUACCAAUGUUAAUUUUAUUUUCAUUUUUAAGGAACCUGAGUUUGAAUGGCUAGGAGAUAUUCAUUGUCAUUCUGAUAGUAUUGUUUCAUGAAAUCUUUUAUAGUGAUAAAUUUUUGUAUUAUGUAUACACUACAUAUAUUUUUGGUGCAAUUAGCCACAUUACUUUUAAGUUUUGUUUAAGUUGAUGUGGAAAAAUUAUGUAGGUCAUAUUACCAAGCAGAUCAUUUCAUUUUUGAAGUACAAUUCUCUAUGCCAAAAGCACCUUUUUUGUGAAUAAAAUCUAUAACAUUUA